AUGUCCAUUAAAUUACUGUCUGUAUUCUCCCAAGAAAUUAUAAACUUAUUAAACGAUAGCGAUGAAUAUAAUGUGAUAAUUCAUGUCGGAAAAGGCGAAAACGUGAAAACUUACUAUAAAACUGCUUUAUCCAAACAAUGGGCCAAGAAAGAAGGCGAUUCUAGCAUUUUACGACAACCUAAUGUUACUCCAAAGGUUUUCGAAAUCAUUCUCAAUGGAACGAUUACUUUGAAUGAUAGAGAUAUAAUGGAGGUGCUAGAAAUCUUAGCAGCUGCCGAUGAAUUAUUACUCACAGAUCUAUUGGAUUUCAUUCAAGAUCAUUUAAUAGAAACAAAAUCAGAAUGGUUACAUUCUUAUAUCUUAAAGGUCUAUCAGGCAACAUUAUCGCAUGAUUCUUGUUCUAUUUUACAAGAAUUUAUAUUAGCUACAAUUUCUUCGGAUCCUGAAUUAUUAUUUAAAUCUCCUGAUUUCCUAAAGGACGAAAGUUAUGGUCCUUGCUUUGGGGAUAAAGAUCUUUGGAUGCAAGGUGACUUUAGUCAACCUGAUAAUUUAAAUUUAGAUGUUGAUGCUAAUGCUAUUAGAUAUAUUUAUAAUAAGAAGAGAAACUCUAUUCCGAAAGGUGUUAAACGGAAUGAUGAGAAAAGACAAUCUCCAAUUUCCGCAUCUGCUCACGGUGAUGCUAACUUUGAAUUCAGUUAUGCCCCACAUUGA
This is a messenger RNA of Racocetra fulgida, 711 nucleotides long. The record is from the annotation of a GenBank genome assembly. Lineage: Eukaryota; Fungi; Glomeromycota; Glomeromycetes; Diversisporales; Gigasporaceae.